UUGAGGAUAAUGGAUAAUGAUGAGGAUAAUGAUCGGUUUUCUCUCUGCUCCAAAUGAACAAUAUUUCAAGAUUGCUUACAUGCCCGGGAGUCGGGGCAAACUUUCCGUAUGUGUGUGCAUUUGUUUUGUUGUUUUGAUGCUCCUGUGCAUGCUGGUCAGUUAGCCCAUCUCAGACUGCGAAUUAGUGCGCAUGCGUGAUACUUGAACAAUGGACAAAGGCAGUCUGAAUGGGCACGCCAAACAACAGGUAUGACAAAAAAAUCGGAAUUGUGCAUUAAAGAGCAUAUGACACCAGAAAAAAAGUCUUAAAUGGCAUUAUUUUGUGAAUUAGAAUCAUAGUUUGAGACGAUUCGACUAUAUACAACAAUUUAGCAAAGCGCAGAUGACGAGAAAUUAGUCUUUUAAUCUGCCGGUUAGCCACGCCUACCAUUAUAGGGCUUUAGCAUCCCCAACAGGUGGAUGACGUCAGCGGUAGACUGGGCUCAUCGGUUUUACAAUUCAGCCCAGUGAGGGGGAAUUGUUCAGAACGAGGAAAACGCGACGAAGAGAGACGCAAAAUGUCAUUGUUUCAGUCUCUCUACUCCAAUAUUUUUACAGGAUAUUCUUUUUAUCCAAGUAUUUUUCCCCAAUAGCUAUAUAAAUGGCUUGAGAAGGACCAGUCAGCCCGUCGAGGGGGAACUAUUCACAACGAGGAAAACUCGACAGAGAGCGGCAAAAUGUCAUUGUUUCUGUCCCUUUACUUCCAUAUUUUUACAGGAUAUUCUUUUUAUCCAAGUAUUUUCCCCAAUUGCUAAAUAAAUGGCAUGGCCAUGACAAAAAACAAUCUUGUGCUAAAUGGAAUAUGAAAUAAUAAAAAUCCAUUUAUUCAAGACGACAUGGCCAUAAUGGUCAAAACUGUCGACUUCACCUUUACUGUCGCACCUCCCGAACGAUAUUUUAUGACACCUAAAUCGGACAUAUGUUAUUUCCCUUCCCCGGCUUCGGAGAAUGUAAACAAACCAGAAGGAGUGACAGCUAGCCGACAUGCUAACCCGAACCGAGGGAUGUUUCAAAGUCUUCGAAGUGGAAAAUCACACGUAACUAGCCUGGAUUAUUUGACAUGACGACCCGGUUGUCGAAUGUCUUCGCGGAUCGGCAAACCGCCCGGCGGAGAGCAAUUUACAGUUCGUUCCCGGGAGGAGGGUGGCUGGAGUUGUUGUGCAGCUAACAGCUAACUGCUAAUGAGCAUGAGGAGAGCUUUUUACAUGCCUAUCAAUGAUCAAACCUAAGUAGUCCUUUAUUUAAAGGAAUUUUGUAGUGUUUACUUUGUAAUCACUGUAUUCGUAUUUGACAUAAUACAAAACAAGAUGUUUACUCACUUCCUCGUAAGUCCAAUGGUCCCACAGUAAAUAGCCACGGUGAAUGGGAAACUUUUGAAACUCCAAAAAGGCGCAUACGCCUCUCCCGCACACAGAAUGAUUUUUCUGCAGCCGUUUGGCUGGCGUGAUGCGAAAAAUAAACGUAUUAAUCCGCAAAAUCAGCUGAAUCCUUCGUCCUCAUACACAACAGUACACUGUAUAGUGAAGAGGACGUCUUCUACCGUACACGUCACAGCGCCCUCCUCCUCAAUGCAAGACCGAAGCCGGAAGUCACUCAUUUUCAUGGCGCGGGAUUCAAAAAACUAAAUAAAUAUAGGGAUCGCUUCCACACACAUCCAAGCGGUCCAUAUCAUUCAGGGGCAUAAAAUACCGCGUGUAUUAUGAAAUAAACAUGCUUUUUCGUGUCACAGGCACUUUAAGACCUGCGGUAUGAACCUAGCCAUACUCUGCUUAUGCAAUACAUAUGCAUACUGCCUAAUCUUUAUGUUCAAUUCAAAAGUUGUGCUGAUCUCAGCUUCUGGUUCACUGCUUUAUAGCUUGAUUUUCUGUUACUGUUGGAUCCAGGUGCGGCAACACAACGAACUGGGUGUGUACUUGAUCAACCUGUCGGUGGCAGAUCUUCUAUACAUCGGCACGCUGCCCCUGUGGAUCGACUACUUCCUGCAGCAUGACGACUGGAUCCACGGGCAAGAGAGCUGCAAGCUCUUCGGGUUCAUCUUCUACACCAACAUCUACGUCAGCAUCGCCUUCCUAUGCUGCAUCUCGCUGGACCGUUACCUGGCCGUGGCCUACCCGUUGAGAUUCGUCAAAGUACGACGAGUCAAGACAGCCAUCUUGGUGAGCACCAUGGUAUGGCUGAUUGAGAUCAUUGCCAAUUCCGCGCCGCUCUUCCAUGACGAGCUCUUCCAGGGCCGCUUCAACCACACGUUCUGCUUCGAGAAGUUCCCCAUGCAGGACUGGGUGGCGGGCAUGAACCUGUACCGGGUCUUCCUGGGUUUCCUAGCGCCGUGGAGUGCCAUGUUAGUGGCUUACCGCGGCAUCCUGGUUGCCGUGCGCUGCAAUGUCUCCACCGAGCGACAGGAGAAGGCCAAGAUCCAGCGUUUGGCACUGAGUUUGAUUCUGAUUGUGUUACUCUGCUUCGGGCCGUACCAUAUCCUCCUCCUGGUGCGGAGCGUGAUGUUUCUCAGAAAACCGUGUGACUGCGGUUCGGAGGAGCGAUUAUUCGCCGCAUACCACGUCUCGCUGGCGCUCACCAGCCUCAACUGCGUCGCUGACCCUAUUUUGUACUGCUUCGUCAACGAGGGCGCCAGGCACGAUGUGGGCCGGGCUCUCUCCACACUGAUAACCUUUACGUGCCGCAGGGGUUCUGCUUCUUCACCGUCGCAGGCUGACGUGCUCAAUGCCGGAUCAGUCACUUUGGAAACUCCACUGGCGGCCAAGAAGCAACCGUGCGUGAACGCUGACGGCUGCCAAACUAGUGGGUACAAGACGGAAGUGGGGGCGCUCAAGGAGGAAUGUCUACAGAUGACCAUACUUACAGGCAGGAAGUGAUUUGAGACUUGAGAGGAAACACGUUUUAUGUCAGGGCUUCAAAUGAAUUUUCUAAGACAGGAUUUGACCGUUAAAGAAGUACACUAUUAACUAAAAAAUUUGAAAAACUAUAAAAUACAGACAAAAACGAAGUAGAGCUGUAGAAAUGUAAAGUUUACUGUCGUUUUUUAACUGAAUAUUCCGGAAUCAUUUGUUUUAAUUUUUUAUACACUUCGAUCCAUACGAAACUGGGAUUCAAGCCCACACCGUCAUUUGGCAGUCGAGCGUGUUGACUACCGAGCUACUGAAGUCAGUUUGGAGCAAGUGCUAUGUGUGUAGAAUUUUGAAGAACAUAAUUACCUGAGAUGUUAAAAGAAAAUACUAGCAGCCAAAGCUGGACUGGGAUAUUAGCUCAGUAGACAGCAUGAUCGACUACCACAGUGACAAACCCCAGUUAGAGAGGCAGUACUGUGAAAAAAUCAAACUGCUCUUUUGUUAUAAAAUAACAGUUAAAUUAUUAGGGUUUUUUUCACCAGUAUUUUACUGUAAAUUUACAGGGUUUUUCUUUCUUUUUUUUUUUUUUUUUUUGUAACAAUAUAGGGUGAGAGUUUCACAUUAGGACUGGGAUCUCAAUCAAGGGUGAGGGUUUCAAAUGAUCGUUUCAUGGCAAGAGCUGAGGAUUUAAAAGGCAGUUUCAGAUGUUGGUUCGUUUUUGACAACAUUUCAAGUCAGAUUUUUAAUGCUUCAAAAUAGGGUUCCAGAUUGGGUUUAAUUGGUUGAUUAAGAUUUCAAAUUGGGAUCACGAUUACGAGAAAGAUUGGAAUUUCAAACAAGGUUUCAUUUUGGGGUUAGGUUUUCAAAUUAGGGUUAUGGUUUCAAAUCAAGGUUUUGGGUUCCAAGCCAGGCUUUCCUACAAUGUUUUUGUUUGUGUUUCAGAAACUGUGAAGGGUACCGAGAUACAGUGAGAUUUAGCACCAGUGGUAGCGUACUGAAGGGUGCUGACCUAUUUAAACUUAAAAAAAAAAAAAAACAAUGUGGACCAGACAUCUUGGUGAAAACAUGUUUGAGGACCCAUCACUUCCUGUUGUAGAGGAAGGGAAAUUGUGAUUAAUCAACAUUUCACCGCCAAGAAUCAGGAAGCAUCACAGGCGUCUUCUGUGCCAAGAUUCCAUUGGGAUUCAUUCAGGCAUUAACUUUCGUUUUCCUGCCAUGUAAUCCACGCAUGGCGACUGUUGUUGAUGUUCUGUCUGGUUUUUAGAUAUUGAAAGUCAAGUUUGUAAGUUAUUCAUUGUUUUGUUUAUGAACAGAAUAAACGAUAUUAUCACCUCGCCGGCUCAUCCUCAAACCUGUAGGGAUUGGUGAGGUAAGAAAUCCAUGAUCAUAUUUGUCUAUUACUCAUUUGAUAGGGACUGUGUAUUUAUUUUGGGAUAAAUUAUUCAAAUAGGCUAACAUGUGGUUACGGCUACAGAAUAGGUCCAAUUUAUUCCGCCUCCAAGCAUGACCAAUGUGACCCCGAAUCCAUUUGCGGAUGAAAAGCGGAAAAACAUCACUGCAAACUGCUCGUGCUCAGAGCAGUGAUUCACAACCAAUUGGAGAUGUGACAAAAUGCAGGGAAAAUGGUACUUUUGAUGAAAUUAACCUCAAUUCACUUGAUCAAGGUUUGAUGGACGUGUACCUUUUUUAAGUGUCCUGGGGUCCAAAGACAUGCCCCACAUUCAGUGAACAAAGCGGACUGGGAUUUUUCCCCCGAUGUUCUGACCCUAAGUGGAUUUUAUGGGGGGGAAGCAGGCCCCCCUGGUGUCCAAAAAAUGUGUUUUCGCAUGUAAUUGACUUUCCUAUAUUUAUAUAAAAGUUGAAAAGCAGUGAAAAACUGCAACAAAAAUGAAUGAAACGAACAAAAAAAUAAAUUUUUAUAACGGGUCAAAAUUAUUUUUCGAGCACCUUAGAUGGUCAUUUGCUUUGCAUUUAAUUAAAAAAAAAAAAAAAAAAAUUUAAAUGAUUUUUUUCUUUGACCGAAAAUAUUUUUUUUUUAUUUGAAGCAACUUUUUGGGAGAUUGAAUGAUUUAGACACAAAUGUCCUAAUCAUAAUAUGGCCCAAACACAAAAAAAUCAAAGAUCAAAAAUCAAUCAAAGAAAACUUUUUCAAUGAAAAAUUGUGUUCAAAUGCAAGUUUUUCAAUCUCAAAUAUUUUUUGGCAUUCAAAAACUUUUUCUAUGAUUGAAUUUUCUUUUUUUGAUUGAAGUGAUUUUCUUUUUAAAAAUCUAUUUGAAAAAAAAUUAAGGCGACUUAUUUUUUCAUUGAAUAAUAGAGACACUAAUGUCCAAGCCAAAAUGAGGCCCA
Molecule: messenger RNA, 5228 nt
Organism: Corythoichthys intestinalis (scribbled pipefish)
Lineage: Eukaryota; Metazoa; Chordata; Actinopteri; Syngnathiformes; Syngnathidae
Product: G-protein coupled receptor 4-like
Exons: 2
Coding region: 1788-2909 (373 amino acids)
Biological process (GO): G protein-coupled receptor signaling pathway
Cellular component (GO): membrane
Molecular function (GO): G protein-coupled receptor activity
Source: RefSeq, a predicted model, not a curated record